AUGCUCGGCUUUGCCUCCACUUGCAUCGCCAGCUGGGAAGGCAUCUUGACCUAUCUGAGCUUCGUCUUGACAGAUGGCGGCACAGCGCUGCUCUUCUGGGGCUUCAUCGCUUGCGCCAUUGGACAGACUGCCGUCUAUGCCUCCCUAGCUGAGAUGGCUUCGAUCUCACCGACCGCUGGCGGACAAUACCAUUGGGUGUCAGAAUUUGCUCCCCGACGAUACCAGAAGUUGCUGAGCUACUUGUCCGGAUGGCUCACGGCAAUCGGAUGGCAGAUGUACCUCGCAAGCGUCUGCUUCUUGGUCGGCACGAUCGUCCAGGGUCUCAUUGCUCUGAACACACCGGACUACAUCUACGAGAGAUGGCAUGGCACUCUGCUGAGUAUCGCCGUCACUUUCUUCUGCAUACCCUUCGUUACCUUUUUCGCCAGCCGAUUGCCUUGGGUCGAAGCUGGACUGCUAGUGAUCCAUAUCGUCGGCUUUUUCGCCAUAGUAGGAACGCUCUGGGGCACCACAACGCCAUCGAAUGCCAGAGCGGUGCUGCUACAAUUCUACAACGGCGGCAACUGGCCGACCACUGGCCUAAGCUCAAUGAUAGGCCUCAUUGCCCCAAUGGCAGUAUUGGUGGGCUACGAUUGCAGUGUCCACAUGAGUGAAGAAACCCAAGACGCAUCUUCUACGCUGCCAAAGGCCAUUAUGGGCUCUGUUCUUCUCAACGUCACCCUGGUCUUCAUUAUGGUUGUAACCAUCUGCUUUUGUCUCGGCAGCCCUGAGGCGGCAUUGGGUGGAGUGACGGGGUACCCAUUCAUUCAGAUGUUUUACAAUGCUACGGGUUCGUACGCCGCAGCCAACACAUUGACAGCCAUUCCAACCAUCAUGCUCGCCGGAUGCGCCUUCUCAGAAGUGGCAGCUUCGAGUCGGCAGCUUUGGAGUUUUGCUCGCGAUAAGGGCGUACCAGGAUACAGUUGGCUAUCCCUUGUAUCACCGCGCUGGAACAUCCCACUCCCCGCCGUCAUUGUAUCACUGGUCAUCUCCGCGCUGAUCAGUCUCAUCAACAUCGGCUCUUCAGUGGCUCUGCAAGCCAUCACGUCUUUUGGAGCGCUCGCAACGCUCCUGUCGUACUACUUGACCAUUGCGACCUUUGUCGGCUUCAGGAUGCGCAGCAGCAAGCUCCCAGAACGGAGGUGGUCGCUUGGAAGGUUUGGCAUGGUAUGUUUGAUCAAGAUGCCCGCAAUUGUCGCCGCGCAGCUAAUCGUCUUGACCGGCAAGCUGGUGAACGUCUUUGGUCUUGCGUUUCUCUCGCCUCUUAUCUUCUUCAUCAUGUGGCCUCUCACUCGACCCGUCACUGCCUCGACUAUGAACUGGUCUCCGGUGAUGCUCGGGGGUGUUCUCGCGAUCGCAAUGCUAUUUUACGUGUUCAAGGGGCGGCACGAAUACACUGGUCCGGUUGUAGAUGUGAAGCGGCCUGAGUUGGGGGUGUCACAUCCUCAAUAG
This is a messenger RNA of Saxophila tyrrhenica, 1491 nucleotides long. RefSeq lists its product as uncharacterized. Gene Ontology annotation, cellular component: membrane. Gene Ontology annotation, biological process: transmembrane transport. Gene Ontology annotation, molecular function: transmembrane transporter activity. The record is from RefSeq and is a predicted model, not a curated record. The transcript has 9 exons. NCBI's taxonomy places the organism in Eukaryota, Fungi, Ascomycota, Dothideomycetes, Mycosphaerellales, Extremaceae. Bases 1 to 1491 code for a protein of 496 amino acids.